UGACUUUAAUUUUAAUCCAUGAUAUUAAUUACGUCACAGGCAGAUCCUUUCUGGUUUAUCGUUGAUUUCACGAAAGUUUUUCAACCCCGCGAACGUUACGCCAUUUGCAACUCUUUAGAUUGGGAUCAGCUCGAAUUAUCAUAUCGAUCGAUCGAUCGUCUUACCGUGCGAGAUCUAUGACACUUUAGGUUAUAUCUGAUUUCAUAUUACUGGUUAAUACCGUAGUUUUCUUUAUGUCAUCUCCGCGUGAUUGGCCAAGUGAAACUCAUCCGAGAUAAACGGCGAUGAUAAGCCCAUGCGAUAAUGACAACAUCGCAAGUUCAUAGACGUAAAAAGGCAAAUUCUUAAACAGACAUCAAUAUUGUCUCUGAGAAGACGUAGAACGAUCUGUUAAUUUUACAAAGUUCUACGCCAUAUCGAGUAGAUCCAUUCUGACAAUCGUACUGAUUACAAAGGAAUUUCAUAAAAACGUAUUUCACGAUUAGAUAAGGGUCACGUAAAUGUGAUGGAAAAUUUUUUUUAUAAAGGUCAAAAAAAAAGUUAGAAAAUUAUAAGCCUCGACUUCCUUUCCUUCGAUGCGUUUCACCCGGGAGUCUCGUUGCUCGAAGGAUCCGUGAGAUAAAAAAAAAAAAGAAAAAUUUUCCCAGAAGUGAAAAUAAGAAGAAAAUCUGUAACGGAAGAAAAGAAGAAGAAAAAACAGAGUAAAAAUUUUCGAAAAAUGUGGGUAGUGAAGAAGACAGUCUGCUAAAGUAAAAUGCUCGGAGUGUACGAACGUCGUGGAAUCUCAUAGAGGACUGUACGGAGGUUGUAACAGUAUAGGGGAAAAAAAGGCGGGAUAUUUGAACCGCCGAUAAAAGUUUUUAAAAAAAAUGCGUAACGGUACGCAAACGCAACAAACGGCCGUAAUGGCACCGCCCCACCUGAACGGAUCGGCGCAAUUCAUUUCCGGCGGAUACGUCGGCUAUCUCUCUCGUCAGCCCUGGAACGGGGGUCAGUAUCAUUCUCAGAAUCAGAGAAGUCCCGGCAGACCCCUAUCGCACCCACCGCCGCCACCUUCCAGACGAGAGAGUCAGAGGCCUCCGGCGAAUAACCCGAAAAGUGCUUCGUUGCCAAAUACACGAAGCGGAACCCAUCGAAGUGCAGCGCCAUCGAAAGUAGACCCCGAGCUGAUAUUCACGAAACAGGAAAGAAUCGGCAAAGGCAGCUUCGGCGAGGUCUUCAAAGGUAUCGACAACAGAACCCAACAGGUCGUCGCCAUAAAGAUCAUCGAUCUCGAGGAAGCUGAAGAUGAGAUCGAGGACAUCCAGCAAGAGAUCAUGGUGCUGUCGCAAUGUGACAGUCCCUUCGUCACCAAGUACUACGGUUCCUACCUCAAGGGCACAAAGCUAUGGAUCAUCAUGGAGUACCUGGGCGGCGGCUCAGCCCUGGAUCUCAUGAAGGCCGGCAGCUUCGAAGAAAUGCACAUUGCCGUCAUUUUGCGCGAAGUCCUCAAGGGAUUGGAUUACCUGCACAGCGAACGUAAAUUGCAUCGUGAUAUUAAAGCCGCAAACGUUCUCCUCAGCGAGAUGGGCGACGUGAAGUUGGCUGAUUUCGGCGUGGCCGGCCAGUUGACCAACACGACAAGCAAGAGAAACACUUUCGUCGGUACCCCAUUUUGGAUGGCGCCGGAAGUCAUUAAGCAGUCAGCCUAUGAUUCGAAGGCUGACAUUUGGUCGCUGGGAAUCACGGCGAUAGAACUAGCCAAGGGCGAACCUCCGAACAGCGAGCUACAUCCCAUGAGAGUGCUGUUUCUUAUACCGAAGAACAAUCCGCCACAGUUGACUGGAAACUACACGAAACAGUUCAAGGAGUUCGUCGAGGCCUGUUUGAACAAAGAUCCGGAAAACAGACCGACGGCCAAGGAUUUGCUGAAGUUCCAAUUCAUCAGGAAGGCCAAGAAGAACUCGUAUCUCAUCGACCUCAUCGACAGGUACAAGAAGUGGAAGUCUCAGCGUAGCGAGGAAUCUGAAACGGAGAGUGAAAAUUCAGACUCCGAAGAGUCCAAGCAGGAUAGUGACAUGGAUGAACCAUGGAUAAUGACAGUGAAAGGUCCACAUGGCGUCAAGGGGUCUGUUCUGCCAAUGCUACCGUUGGAUGAUCAACCACCGUCGCUGACCAUAACACACACUCCUAAUCACAGAUCAUCAAAUCACAACCAAUCGCAAAGCAAACCUCAUGCUAAUGGAGCCUCCAGGUCACCGCCAAAGGAGUCUAAUUUAAAUCAUUAUAGAACCGACUCCAGGGACUCUAGGGAGUCGAGAGAGUCUAGGGACUCGCUACGGGAAGGCCAGUCUAAACACACACCGUCACGUCCGCACGAGGCAGCACCUCCACCGCCGGUGGAAACCCGAGAGAACCGAGAGAAUCGUGAAAAUCGUGAAAAUAGAGAGAGUCGGGAAUUCCGUGACUCCAGCAGGGAAUCCAUUCAGAGGGCUCCCACCAAGGAGAGGCGCGGCGACGUUCAAGAGAGUAGAGAGAGGGACCGGGAGAGGGAGUCCAGGGAGAGGGAGCGUGAUCGGGAGCGAGAGAGAGAACGGGAGAGGGAUAAUACACGUGAGAAGAGAAAUAGCAAACCGGAAGUUCCGGUGGUACCGCUGGUCGACCACAGGGCUACCGAAGAGAAGCAGAGACCUAGAAGUUCUCAGGAAUUGAAGCAUCCUCGAAGCGCAGCGCUCUCUGGCGUUAUUCUACCGCUUCUCUCAGAGCUACAACGGAAGCAUCAAUACACGACGAGGGACAAUAAUGGCGAGGGUGGUAGUGGGGUUGGUAGAAACGGCGGUGCGAUAGACGAACUUCGCGGUGCUUUUGAACUGGCGGAACGCACGUCGCCUGGUAUGAGCGAAGCACUCGUCCGGGAAGUCCUGAAGGCUUUGCUUCCUGCUAAUCACUCGGACGGCCGGCUAUCCAUGCUCAUGGACAAAGUUACUUUAAGGGACACGUAGGGACGCGAGCGGGCGAGGGUUCGCAAGAGAUUGUGGUCCGAGAACAUCUUAACACUCUAACCUAUCAUUAUCCUCUAAUUUCCCUUUAAUUACCAUUAUUCAUUCGCUCCAGAACGAAAAAGAGCUUUCUCGAUUAUCGCUUCUUGAGAAAGAUUCUGAUGGUACAGGAUAAUUCACUUUCAAUGUGCGACAGUCUCAUUCGGUGCAGAAAUUAUAAGAACACAAGUACAAGUAAACCAAUUGGAAAGGAGGAUAGAGUCGGUGGCACAUUUACAAAAGUUUUCCUGUACUGUCCAAAUGAAAAAUCGCCGAAAAAGAGAGAGAGAGAGAGAGAAAAGAAGAAACAAGCCAAACCGAUUCGUUUCUACGUCAAAGUAUCUUCCACAAUUGUGACGAAUCAGGGAUCAUCCAGCACGUGCAUAUUGAUUGUUAAGAAAUCGUAAAUCGUGAACGAUAACUUAAUUCGUAAUCUUCGAAUCGCUGUAGUCACAAUGAAGAUGUAAAUUGACAAGGAGCACUGAGUCAGACGUAUUUGAUAAGCGCUGACAUUUCGAUAUUCGUUGACACGUUCUUGCCUCAAUCGUCCGGAGUUCAUGUUAGGCAGGUCACACAAAAGAUACUAAUACUACCGAUCUUUGACCUUUGUACGAGACACAGCUUUCUCGUGGUAGACACUUUUUUUUUAGAAAUGAUAGGGAUAAGUGAUAAACGAUAACGAAAAAGCAUAAACCCGUAAGGGACUUCCAUGAUAAGUCUUUUUCCGCGACCUUCUUCGAACGCAAUGGAGAAGAGCGUCGAUAAAGAUAACACAAAGUACCAGGAUAGACGAAUAAAUAAUUAAUUGAUACAAGUAACCCAGAUGAUGAUAAUACUGUCCACUAGCAGGAUCAUUAUGAACGAUCUCUAGUAUAUCCAAGCGGGGUAACGUACUGUAGUCCCCAGUAAGACAUUCGCAGGACAUAGCGCCACGUAAGACUUAAUGCAUACGCGUAGAGUCAAGAGAAAGUUAGAACGACGAAAGAUAUGAGUAACCACGUAGGACGAGUUGUGGCGAGAUUUUAUUCUGAAUUAUUUAAUGCGUGCGAGGAUGUGUAGACUCCGGACGAUAACAGAGAAGAAAUUCAAAGAGAGGUUCCUGGCCACGUUCGCCAGGUUACCUUGUAAAUAUGUAUGUAGCACGAUAAGAUAGACUUAUUGUUCUAACGGUCGACCGUCUCCAGGGUAAUUGUAUUUGCGAGGAUCAGGAAGCGACGCUCAUGUAGUGAAUCGUCUCUUCUUCGAGGAGUCAAAUAUUUAGCUGCUAUGAAUAACCGGAUCGAAUUAUAAUAUGUUGGCAGCCUUUGUAGAUAUGUAGCCGGAUAUCCUGUCUCGCUUCGAGUAGUACAAUAAAUAAGUCUGCCAGUGGCGUUUGGAAAGUCAAUUAUGCGUGGAGCUGAAGGAAAGUGGCUGCCGAGCGAAAAUGUUCCAUUACGUUUGUCAAUUCUUGUAACGUUUUUACUUUAGUUUUCUUCUGGAAUGUUCGACCGGGUCUAAGUAGACAUUACCCAGGGGCACGGUGACUCUUAAUCCACAUUGUUUGUAAACUAAUGUAUUUUAUAAUAUAUAGAGAAAUUCCUCGUGGCGGAGAGUGUAACGUUUUACAGGAUGAUUCAUGGUUAAUUAAUGUUUCUUCCUGGACGUUGCUUAUCCAUUUGUUCAGGACGAACUAUGAACCGCCUUGUGUGAAAGGACAGUAAGAGCGGUUGAGUGAGAUUGCUUGUAUGAAAGGGUGGGAGAGAGUGUGUGUAUGCGUGUGUGUGAAAGCAGCUUUGAAAAACAUGGAAACGAAAAAAGAGACAUAGAAUGUGUAUGCGAAGAGUAGUAUAUUCCAAGAGUGAGAAAGAGAGAGAGAAAAAUAAAUAAACCAUAUUGAUGAACUUAGUUGUAAAACUGGUAAAAGAAAUAGUAUUAAUCUAGUAAUGGAAAAACGCGUGCACGACAUAAGAUAUGCGUUUUAAAAAAACAUCUCUAUGGUUAAUACAGAUGAAUCGAAGAGAGGGAGAAGAAAAAAGAUAACUCGAGUACACACUUAGAUAGUUUUAUUCCAGUCGCUGUGAACCUUCGAAGGAGGAAGUUUAAUGAGUCGAUAGCUCAUGAAUUACCAAUAACUUGAAGACAAAGAAUAUUAACUAUAGACAUUGUGAAUCCUCCCAAAAUCCUUUCGUUACAUUCAUUUCCUCCAUCUGCUCUUAAAACUAUUCCUUGACAAAAGAUGAAUAUAUAUAUAUAUAUAAAUAUAAAUAUACAUAUACACGACGAAGUUUUACCCUUAGUUGGAGGGAAAAAACAUGCGCUAUCAAUCGCUACGUUUAUUAUUCAUUAAUCAAUCCUAUUGUUAAACGAUUAAUUAUUAUUCUUUCUACGUUGGGUUAGGUUUUUAUUUCUCUUUUUAUUGUCAUUCGAUUCUUUCGCAUCAUUUCCAAUCAUUUGUACUGUUAUUGUCGGAUCUCGAGAACGCAAUCCUCCACGUUCGCACAUCAGCAAUCCUCAUUGACGCUGCCAUAGAAAACGUGCCACGGUCGCGCGACGAAAGUCGCAGACGCACGGCCAAUGCGUACAUGAAAAGUCAUCCAAAGGAAUUACAGAGUCGGUCGAUCUGGAACACGCGCCAAAAUGAUCCACGUCCAUGAUGGCUACUGCUGCUAUUAUUAAUUAACGCUGUCGCUGCUGCUGCUGAACUAUAAUUCCUCACAAAUUAGGGCAACAACUUCGCAAGAGAUUUCCGUGAUAGCGACCGAUCUCGCGUCCAUCUUUAAAUCGUAAUGAAUAUAUAUUUACGCGUACCGCAUUAAGGAGACACCUGAAAUAAUUAAGCGUGCGUUUCUCUUACGCUAAACAGUCUAGUAAAGCGUUACUACAUGGCCCGAUGUACGGCGUUGAUUAUGUAAUUUGCAAAAUUGUAAUUACUACCUAUGGCUACUAUCCCUAAGUCUUAUAAGAGUAUUUAAGGGUUGAGUUUUCGGAUACGGAGACACUGGGCGUCGGGACGACCAGCGUCUUAUGGACGAACGAGAGUACUAGCCACGUUCAUUAUUUCACAUAUUGUGUAUAUUGCGAAUCAUUUAUUACAUUUAUCGUGUGAAUCUUUCUUAUAAUCGUCUUUUCCUUUUGUCUCUUGAAUCUUCAAGCGUUUUUCGAUCAUCGUACGAAGCGGGGGAAGAUAAAUUUGUAGGAGGAAUCGAUCUUUUCUUUUUUUUUUUUUUUUGGAUUUUUCUAGACAUAGCUUUUUAAAUCUUUUUUAUAUGUGGCCAUUAUCGCGAUUGUUUUAACUCGGCGAAAAAGAUUGUAUUUUUUCUUUGGUUUUUAAUUUUUUUUUUCUUUCUUCUAUUUUUCUUCUCCUUAUCUUCGUCGCGCACUGUAUUUCAUUGUUUCUCGAGUGCGUCGUAAUGCUGUGAUGAUUAUGGACUUUUUUAGUAAUUUUAUCUUGUUACGUUUGCAAAUAAUGUUUUUCUUUUGAUUUACACGCGAAAUGACGUACUAUCGUGAAAAGGCAUUAGUAUAAAUCGGUUUAAGAUAUUUUGUGAGAAUUGCAGAAGCGAUUAUUGCGACGCAAUCCAAUCCGAAUUAUAUGUCCCAAUUGUAUCCAGCACUCUUUCUCUGUAUCAUAUACUCUUAGCCACUAUUCAUAAUUAUUCAACGUUAUAACAAUUGUGGUAACAAUAAUAUCGACGUAGAAUAUAUAUAUUUUUUGUAUUUUACUUCUACCUUGGCUGCGUUGGACUGUAUUAUAUUAAUUGUAUGUGGCAUGCCGAGGGCGUGUACAAAUAUGGAAUAAACAUUAAAUAAAAUCAAUAUUGACAGAAA
Molecule: messenger RNA, 6824 nt
Organism: Cephus cinctus (wheat stem sawfly)
Lineage: Eukaryota; Metazoa; Arthropoda; Insecta; Hymenoptera; Cephidae
Gene: GckIII
Product: serine/threonine-protein kinase 26
Exons: 10
Coding region: 870-2981 (703 amino acids)
Biological process (GO): protein phosphorylation
Molecular function (GO): ATP binding; protein kinase activity
Source: RefSeq, a predicted model, not a curated record